AUUUUAACUCUAGAACUUUUUUUGCAGCCAAAACAGAUCCACGAAAUCAAAGAUUUUCUCCUAACCGCCAGACGGAAGGAUGCCAAAUGUAAGUAAACUUGUUUUCUUUCAGAAUACACUCCUGCAAUCGAUGUCAGAAUUUAUUAUGCAAAUCGAACGACUGCAGGACUGCGGGAGCAGUUUUUUAAGUUAGCUAGAUAUUACCUACUGGCCCGGGUAUUCUGCAAUCUAUCUUUGACCUCUGAAUAGUGGUAAAUAGCGAGGUUUGUCAUAUUUUACUUUUUGUGGAGAACUUGCAAAAUAAAUUACCACAUCAAAACUGCAUUUCUGAAAGAGAUUUAUACAUGACUUGAUAGUCCUGUGUUUCCUGCAUCUUUGUUAUGUUGUAAAAAUGACAAAUUGAAUUGUGUAGUUCCAGAAAAUAUCCAGACCCCCACCAUGGAGGGAAUUGGAAAUUCCAGUGGGGUGGGGGGGGUCAGAGGCCCAGGAAAUUCCCGAAGGGAGGGGGGUUGGACCAUAAAAUCACUCUACAGGGGGCCAAUAUCAUUUCGUUUUCGACCUGAGUUCGAACAUUGCUUCUUACCGACCUGGUAGAUCAUUUUUAGGACAUAAAUAACUUGAAAUAUAUGACUUAAGAUUGUUCCUUUUGAUCUUAACCAGGUUUCCUUUCUUCCAAAAGCGUUUUGGAUGUAAUUUCAAAGGAAUUAGACCGACUACAACUUGUUUUAUCGCAUGCUCGUAUAUUUGGCCGCCAUUACUCGUUACCAGUCUCCUCAAAACAUCAAUGCGUGCAACACAUCACGCAACACAUCACGUUGCGUCAGUCGAUUGAUAGAUCAGAAGAGUGGCAAUUUUGCUUCACAAAGCACAAGCUAUGCAUUGUAACCAUUUUAGAAUGUUGAGUUUUUAUUCUUCUUUUCAUUUUCCCUUAAUUUUGUGGUUGAACGUGUCGCAUGUUCAUGAUCAAAUUCUCGCUGAAAUGGUGUUGAUUUCACCAAACAUUUAUACGGCCAUCGCGCAUCACGUCGCAUCAGUCGAUCAAAGAGCAGUAAAUUGAACUUGGUUUCCCUUCAAGUACCUUCAAGAUGCAGGGGGUAUUCAUUGUUAUCAUUUCAGAAUUCAGAGUUUUUAUUCUCCUCUUUGUUUUGCAUUAAUUUUGUGGUCGUAAGUUUGACUUGUUCUGCAUUCCCUCACGAAAUGGCGUUAAUUCUAUCAACAUUACGCCCAUGAGACGAGUGUGUUUUAAUGUUGCAAGAUCACUCAAAUAAAUGGAAACAGAAGCAUACAAGCUUCUGAUGGAAACCGUUGGGUACUAACCAUAAGUUGCCUCAUUCUUCUACUUUAAUAGUCUUUCUUCGUGAAAAUGAACUUUUCCAGAGGGGUUGGGGGGUCUUUGUCACACUUGUGGAAAUUCAGAAGGGGUGGGUGGUCAUCAGUUCCCUGCAAAAAUGGAAAAUCCAGGGAGGUGGGGGGGUCCUAAGUGAAAUUCCCUCCGUGGUGGGGGUCUGGAUAUUUUCUGGAACUACACAUUCUGCCAUGAUGUUCGAAGUGCUUAAAGUCAAACCUCCUGCAAGCAACAACCCGAAAUACACAGAUUUAAUUGUUGCCUACAGGAGGUACGGUACCGCUCAAAAGUAAGUUGACAGUCUCGACUCAAUCCUCGAGACUCAAUCCUCGCGUCUUUAAGCUUGAACACUUCGAGUUUUGUGAUGUGAGGAUCGAGUCUCGAGUUUCGAGAAGCCAGGCUUCUAUGCGGAAUUAAUUUUGUUUUUAUGUUGUUCAGUCACCUAGCCAUUCAGAAAUUCGCACAGAUGAUCAGUGCUUGCGGUGCGGUGUUCUUUAACUGGUUGAAUUGCCAGCUUCGGCAAACUUUCAAUAAGCGUAAAUCAACAUUUUCAGAUUCGAAGAUUUAUUCUGCAUAUACAGUGUAUCACUCUUGAGUCUUGAGGAUGGAGACGCGAGUGACUGUCAACUUACUUUUGAGCAGUACUGCAUUUGCAUAUGAGAAUCAAACCACAGAGGUGAAACCGUGUAGGUGUCCCAACACACAUCUGCUUUUUGGAAGUGUAUUUAUUAUAUGCAGUUUCUGAGUUAUAAUAUACUGUAUUUACUUAAAUAAGUGUCGCCUUCGAAUAAGUGCUCCAUUUGAGAUGUGAAAAAUUUAAUAAGUGCCACAGUGCUUAUUUGAGGAAACAGGGUAUGUAGAUGUUGCAUAUUAAAAGUUCUUUGUAUGAUCUGAGUAAUGUUACCAGCACAUAGAGCAGUUUAGAGAUCUUCCGUUCAUCAAAUCAAGUGGUUAGGAAAAAAAAUGGAAUAUAUUUUUACAAAAUGGAAAAAAUGGAAUAUAUUUUUACAAAACUGUCGUCCCCCAAAAUGUUUUUUGUUACAAGAGGUUCCAACCAUAAGGCUGUGGGGAAAUUUUGGCAUUUUACCAACCCUCCAAGUUAAAGUUUUUGCUCGGUUGCCAUUUAGCAACCAACUCUUUUGGUUGAGGGAGACAUUUUACAAAUCAGUUGCCCAGCUCCAAAAUUUGAGGUGCCAUGGCAGCCAAAAUGGUCGCAACUUGGACGGUUGUUUACAAAGGUGGUUGCUUAUCAUUAGAAAUGGGUAGACCACCUUGGGUAGUUAUACAUGGUGUUAAGUUUUUGGUGAAUGUGUGAUCAUUAUGUUACCUUGUGCAAGGCCUGAAUUGUUUUCCAUUGUGUUUUGGCCCUAGACUUUUAUGUUUCAACCACUCCUUAUUAAACCCGCUUUUAAGAGGGCUUUUAUUUUGUACAUAGCUGUGAAAAUAAAGAAGAUAAAAGAUACUGUUAAGUUCAAGGUGCGAUGCAGUCGUUAUCUUUACACUUUGGUCAUUCAAGACAAAGAGAAAGCUGACAAACUCAAGCAGUCUCUGCCUCCAGGUUUGUUUGAAUCUGUUUCAUUAUUCUUCAGUUAUCAAAAGCAGUGCAUCAGGGCUUGA
This is a messenger RNA of Porites evermanni, 2962 nucleotides long. Lineage: Eukaryota; Metazoa; Cnidaria; Anthozoa; Scleractinia; Poritidae. The record is from the annotation of a GenBank genome assembly.